GGCAGGGCUGGGAGGAUUCAGUUGGACUUGGAAAUGUCUCUGUCUCCUUAAACCAAAGAACCCUACUCUGUCAGAGUACACCAAUAUAUUUACAGGAGGAAGAAACACCCAAAGGACUCAGCUCUGGGAGGUUAAUUUGCUAACUUUGAUUCUGAAGUCCAUCUCUCCCACUAUCCAGCCAAGAUGAGGCUAUCAGGUGCACUCCGCAUCCUGGCAAUUAUUUUUACCCUGGCGACAACCUGGUUUUUUGCACAUACCUAUUUCAAUUCAGGUGUAAAAGGCAUCAGCAUAAGAAGUUGGCUAGAUUCCAGAACAGGAAUAACCAAGCCUUUACGAACCAAGUGUGGCAACCACAAGAGAUGUCCAGAAGACUUUUUUGCCUUCAGAAUUGUCAGUGGAGCAGCCAAUGUAGUUGGGCCCUCUCUGUGUUUUGAAGAUCGGAUUCUCAUGAGUGCUGUGAAAAAUACCAUUGGCAGAGGGCUAAAUAUUGCACUGGUAAAUGGUUCAACAGGACAUUUCCUGAGAUAUGGCAUCUUUGAUAUGUAUUCAGGAGAUAUUAACAUUUUGCUGAAAUUCUUAAGCGAAAUUACAGAUGGCACCUUAGUCCUGAUAGCGUCUUAUGAUGAUCCAGGAACUAAACUGAAUACCGAAGCCCGGAAAUUUUUUACUGAUUUAGGAAGUGUUCAUGCAAACGAUCUCGGAUUCCGAGACAGCUGGGUCUUCUUAGGAGCAAAAGGCCUCAGAGAUAAAAGCCCCUUCGAACAGUUCUUAAAGAACCAUCCAGAAAACAACAAAUAUGAUGGUUGGCCAGAGAUGCUGGAAAUGGAAGGUUGUGUACCAAGGAAGUUGUAUUAAUUGAUGAUGUUGAAUCCUGCCCAGCUUCCGUGAAGACUCUCAGAGCAAGAAGCUAAAGGUUGUCUUGUAAAAGUCAAGGCUAGAGUAAAAAGUUGAUUUUAUGGAUUCUA
Molecule: messenger RNA, 965 nt
Organism: Ornithorhynchus anatinus (platypus)
Lineage: Eukaryota; Metazoa; Chordata; Mammalia; Monotremata; Ornithorhynchidae
Gene: FAM3D
Product: FAM3 metabolism regulating signaling molecule D
Exons: 10
Coding region: 184-855 (223 amino acids)
Source: RefSeq, a predicted model, not a curated record